AUGUCCUGUAGGUGGCAGAAAUGUAACAAUUUUGGAUGGCGGCUGACGUAGAUCUUCAAAGAAGAAGAAGACGACACAGAAGAAGAAGAAGAAGAAGAAGAGUUUGGCUGUUAGCCGACUCUGAUAUCGUAGAGACUGUCGUUACCUCUAACAUGGAGAACAAGACAGAGGUCCAUCCCCAAGAACAAACCUGGUCUCUAGAUGAGGAGCCAGCUAAGCCCGCUGUAAGGAGGACCCGCCAGCGGAAUGCUGUUGCAAUGGGAAAGCGGGGCCAGAAAGGCAAAAAGCGGGGACAGAAAGAUAAGAGGCGGGGUCAGGAGGAGAAGGAGGGUGUGACAGUGAAGAGGACGUGGACCGGUGGGAAGAGGAGGUGGGAUAAGAAACAUUACUGUGUGUUCUGCCGACGGCCGCAAGUGAAGAUCGCACGUCACCUGCUGAGGAAACACGCAGACCAGCAGGAAGUAGAGGCUGCCAGCUCGCUGCCAGCAGGGUCCAAACAGCGCCACCUGCUGUUGGAGCAUCUGCGCUGCAGAGGAAACUACCUGCACAACAUAGAGGUGAUCAGGCAGGGCAGUGGAGAAAUCGUCCCAUGUCGUCAACCCUCUGAGGAAGUUGAUGCUAGGAGCUACCUGCCGUGUCCUCUCUGCCUGGGUUUCUUUCUUCGUGCAGACCUCUGGAAACAUCAGGCCUCCUGUCGUAAGAAGCUGGCCUCUGACAUGUUCAGCGAUCCCCCCUCCACAGUAGAGACCCCCUUGGACUCCAUUAAGUAUCCAAUAUCUGAGUGUACAGGUCUGACAGCCUGUAGCCCCACGGAAGAAACCACUCUAAAGCUGACAGAGGACACACUUCCUGACCCCUCAGUAGACGUUGUCACAUAUCAUGCUGGGGCCACAGAAGCUGGGAGCAAACAGCCCGUGACCUCUGACCUCAGUGGGGAUCUGAAUGUGACUUCUCUGCCUGCAUUGGACCUGCCCAGGAAGCGUACAAGGGUCCAGGCUGAAGCGUCCCGCCUCCUCCCAAUUUCCAGCGGUGCAUCUGAAAGCUGCAGUGAGGUUCUUCACCGCAUGAACCAGGACCACGUUUCGUACCAGGUCAAGUCUGACUGGUUGAUCUGUAAAUUUGGAAACAAGUUGAUGGGAAACCAGGAUGGCAACCAGAGGAGGUACGACUAUGUCAGUCAGAAACUGAGGGAACUCGGUAGGUUCCUCCUGGCUGCUAAAUCCCUGGACUCUCAAAUUCAUAACCUCCAGGAUGUUCUGGCUCCUGGCCAUUUGAGCCUGGCCUUGGCUGCAGCCAGAAAAGCGUCUGGGUACCGGUGGAGCCGCCCUCCUCUGGCAAUGAAGACGACACUGAAGACGGUUUGUGAGAUCGCUAUCGGAGAGAGUCUGCAGGAUGGAGACUGGGAGGGUGCAGCUAGGACCACGGACUUCUACCACAUGCUAGGGAGGGACUGGGACAACCUGGAGCUGCUGUACCCUGACCCCGACAAAGAAGAAGCCAUUGUGAAGAAACGAUUAGUCCAAUCAAGAAAUGAGAAGUUUAAGGAUGGAGGCCGAGACCAGUCUGACCCCGGUCCAGAGGGUCUGUGUAGAAGUAAUGACAAAAGGUUGACCUCCAGGAUCCCACUAGAAACCAGACUGCAGACUGCUAACCCAGGACUCCACACAGUUCUGAUGGCUCCUAAGAAAGUGCGCCGUCGCCCCUGGUCAACGGCAGAGAAGGAGGCAGUCUGGAGACAACUGGGAGUCCAUGUGCUGUUCCAGUCUGUACCAGGGAAGGAGGUGUGUCAGCGCUGUCUGGACUUAGAACCCGUCCUCAGAGGGCGGCACUGGAAGGACAUCAAGAAUCAAGUCCACAACCAAAUACAAAGUCAGAAGAAGCAGCAGUUCCACGCCCAGGUGGACCUUCAGGCGAACCAAGAGCAACAAGACAAAAACCAGAAGCAGCAGCAGUACCAGGCCCCCAUGGACCGACAGGAUAAGGAUCACACCCAGAACCGAAGGAAACCGCAGUGCCAUCCACAGAUGGAUCAUCACAACCAAGACAACAUUGAAGAUCAAAGGAAGCAGCAGUACCACAUUCAGAUGGAGCACCAGGAACAAGACCUCAUGCAGAGCCAGAAGAAACAGCAGUACCUCACUAGACUAGACCACCAGGAAGAAGUCCAGGACCAUAAGAAGCAGCUCUACCCAAUGGAUCAGCCGACACAGGAACUACAGGCCACGCUUGAUCGAGACACUUCUUUACUUACACCUUAUGGACCUGAUGGGCCUCAUCGGGUCAUAGGACACCCCCCUGUGGACAGGGACCCAAUUAUCAGUCUAUACCCACUUCCACAGCGGACCCCAGCGCCUCACAUGGACCAGCUUCUAGGCAGAACUGAGUGGACUGAUGACUCUUUGGCACAGAACUACCCACUCAGCAGGCAUCUGGCCAGGAGCCUGAUCCAGGAAGUGGCCCCUGGGUCAGUGCUGCCCAACCCACACUCAGGACAUGUCCACUUCUGAUGGACGGGCCCCCAGGGGCCCCAGGCAGUUAUGACUGUAUGAGGUAGACAGAUUGCUGCUUCCUUACGAAGACAAAUAAGUGUCCUGUUGGCCUUCUGUCCUUUUUAAAUACUCUUGGUUUUGUCUACUCAAACAAACAGGAAAACUAUGGACAAUCAGAUGUGUCUACACAGCUUACUGAUAAAUUGUGUCUGAUAAUAUAAAGUGUAACUGUGGCCUUCAAAUCUAGAGCUUUUGAUCCUAAUUAUGAACAUCCUGAUUCAAACUGUUCCUGUAAUCCUGUAGGGAAGUCUCAGUUCAUUUUCAUAUACAGCACAAAGAGAUUUAGUAUUAGACACUUAUUAACUUGUACUUAUUCUGGACCUGAACCAUGGUUCCUGAGCUCACACAGGAAGAAACUUAGAAAGCUGUCGUAAAGUGACUUUAGGAGAACAGGCCCUCCCUCAGAACAGCUGGCGCUGAUCAAACAGAAUAUGAACUACGGGUGAUAAAUAUGACUCAUGAACAAAGCUGAUGAGGAAUGAAAAGUCAUUUUGGUUCUGUUGUUGACUUUUAGCAGAAGUGAGAAGAACAGUAAUAAAUUAGAAUGUAGCCUGUCACAUGCAGGACAGCAGCUCUGAGAUGGACACGGACCAGACCACACUCCAAUAAAAUAAAACUGCUCCCUGGUCAGUACAGAUACUGGUUUACAGAAUCCAUUAUGUUCUAACACCUGUAGCCACAAUGGAGACCUAAAAUCCACAGAUUUAGGUAAUGGAAGAGGUACAAGUUACUAAAGGUUCUAGACCACUGCAGACCCAAACCCUGCAGCUGUCUGUCUGCAAAGCUUCAGUUCUGGGUUUGCCCUGCUGUUUGUUUUAUGUCCUGUGAGGGUAAAUAUGAUCCACCUGCUACUGUUUCCUGAUGGCAGAGAUCUCCCCUUUUUGGUUCACAAACCCAGUUAAAUUUGAACAGAUUGUGUUUUCUUACUUUUUAUAGUCUUACUUUUACAGGUCCUCCCAACCCAGGACCCUACUCGGCCUGGUCCAUGAUUUAAUGAGCAUCUCAGCUUUACUAAAGGUCUGAGUUCACGGGUCUGGUUCAGGUUGAGAUGUUUUACACAAAUGGAAAAUGCCAGCUCAUAAAUAUUAAACACUGUCAGAUAAGG
This is a messenger RNA of Betta splendens (Siamese fighting fish), 3654 nucleotides long. RefSeq lists its product as uncharacterized. Lineage: Eukaryota; Metazoa; Chordata; Actinopteri; Anabantiformes; Osphronemidae. The record is from RefSeq and is a predicted model, not a curated record. The coding region runs from base 36 to 2507 and encodes 823 amino acids. The transcript has 7 exons.